AUGACGCAAGCAGUCGCAGCAGAUGCGCUCGUGGUGGGAGCAGGCUGGGCAGGAACCGUAGCAGCACUGCGACUGGCCGAAGGCGGAAAGAGGGUCAUCGUGCUAGAGGCUAGACAGAGAGUAGGGGGCAGAGCCUUCACGCACACUUGGACACCCGACACCAAGUUCGAGGACAAUUCUAGAAACACUGAACCGUCUGCGCAAGGUGGAAAGCAGUGGGCCGUGGAUUUUGGUGAGUCGCCAGUGACCGUUGCAUGAUUAUCGUUGUUACUAGUUACUACACGAUGCAAUCUGCUUCUGGCUCACGUGUCGGUCUCUGCCUUCCGCUGGUACAGGUUGCUCAUGGAUACAUGGAUACAAGGAGGGCAACCCUGUCAAGGCGCUGGCGGAAAGGUACAAUAUUGUGCGUCAUAUUGCUCAUUUCGCGCCCCGCAUUCCCUCCAUUCCCUAACAAAGUCAUCCGUCGCGUGGCGCUCGUAUAGCCCGUGCACAUCCCGAAGCCAACCGCCUCACAAAUCAUAGGGCCUAAUGGUGAAUGAAGGGGACGAGAGAGAGAGAGAGGUUGCGAGGCAGAACAAGCUCAUCCUGAUUCUUUUCGCGCGUCUCUAUCCCCUUUCAGGUCCGUUGGCGGAAAGCCUGUCAGCAAAAAUCACAGAGAAUCUCGGUAAAGCCCAAGCAGCGGCAAAGUCUGCGCUUUCUAAGCAAGGGCAGACGACCUCGGCCGACAAGUCGCUAGCUUCUAUCGUACUGGCUGCUGACUCACCCUUGUAUGCCGGGCUGAACGACUCGGAGAAGGAGCUGGCAGCGAGUCACGCUCGGCUGUUGCACGUGCCUCUCGGCAUCACGUUGGAACAAGCAGCGUCGCUCGGAUCCGACAAGGCUUUUGGAGGAACGGACGGGGCCCCAGAAGGAGGUUUCACGCGUCUCGUCAAAUCCUUGGUCGACGAUGCCAGCUCCAAAGGUGCAACAUUCAACCUGGGAGAAGUGGUGCAGCAGAUUUCGCCGUUGGAGAACGGCAAGGGUGUGAGGGUGAGGACGAGGAAUGCGGAGAGCGGCAAGGAAGCACUGUACGAGUCGGCCUCCGCUAUCGUCACCAUACCACACGCUGUGCUGCAAAAGUCGCUUGGCAUCUUCCAACCUAGCUUGCCAGCGGAACGCGUGGCUGCUAUCGUGAGUCGGCUCUUCUGGGCAGAUUGGCGAGGUAUUUGGCAGCUCAUGACCAUACUUUCGACACAAACAAAGAAACGCACUACGGUGGGCAAUCUCAACAAAGUGAGUGUCGGACGCGUUGAUCAGUCCCUCGUCUUAGAGCUCAUAAUCCGCAUCGGGCCUGAAUGGCUCGCCUCAGGUCCUAUUGACCUACACAGAGCCGUGGUGGGAUGCACAAAUAGGUACCUUUACUGUUCUGGCUACAGAGAAGGGGGAGGUAACACCCGACACUCCUUUGAGGGACGGUGAGCAUCUUCUCAGCUACAUCUCCGCGUCAUGCGGGCUGCUAACGACCUCGACUUGUCUUCCAUUUGCGCAGCGCUAGCUCGUACCACCCUCAUAGUCUCGUCCUUGUGCGCUCCCACUGGUCUGCCCGGCGAUUCGAGUUCUCUCCUCGUCAUGGUUGGAGCAGACGCUGCCAAGACCAUCGAACGCCAUGGUCGACAAGAAGCAGCUCAAAUUGUUCACGACUACCUCGUCCCGAAGUUGGCCAGACAAGGCGCCUCUCCUCAGCAGCCCAAUCAUACAUUCUACAGCCGAUGGGCUAAGCGUAAGUCGGAGGCAGCAACGACGCACAAGGCCGGCCAAAGUGGGGCUCAUGAGCAAAGAUACUGAUCUAAAACAUGUUUACACCUCAUCUUCGCUCUCUGCGAGGAGCAGAGGCUUUCACAGGCGGAGCUACGACGACCCCAUUUGCGGUUGGAGGAGGAACUCGGCAAGACCUUGCGGAGCUAUCUCGCCCUCUCUGGAGCGGUGCAUUGCGUUUCGCUGGUGAAGCUACCGAACCGGACCGUGAGUAAUGCAGCGUACGACGUGUGAGCUGAGCCAUCGAACGCUGACCUUUCGGUUGCGACAGACCGCGGCAGCAUUGCAGGAGCAGUAAUCUCGGGGGAUCGAGAAGCUGCUGCUCUCUUGUCUUCGCGUUUGUGA
This is a messenger RNA of Ceraceosorus bombacis, 2139 nucleotides long. Lineage: Eukaryota; Fungi; Basidiomycota; Exobasidiomycetes; Ceraceosorales; Ceraceosoraceae. The record is from the annotation of a GenBank genome assembly.